Molecule: messenger RNA, 4018 nt
Organism: Porites lobata
Lineage: Eukaryota; Metazoa; Cnidaria; Anthozoa; Scleractinia; Poritidae
Source: the annotation of a GenBank genome assembly
GCUGAUUGUGAUAAGUUCGAAAACAGGUGUGCUGAGGAGUUAUGUGACGCGGGUUCGGGCAAAAAUUCUUCUUUAAGGCUACUACUGUUAUCGAACUUUAUUCAUUAUUAUUUUUGCCAUAAAUAUAAGAGUUUAGCUUCGUGGGAAAAUGUUUUGUAGGUCAGUUUGCCGGACACUUUUUUUCUUAAAUCUCCCAUGGUCACCCCUUAAAAGGUGAAUGGAAUAGAAUGGAUGUUUAUUAUUAAGUCUACAAACUGAAGCUUCGCUUUUGGCUUUGUUAAAUCUGUAUAUUAUUAUAUGGAUUUUAUGUAUUCAGUGUAACAAUAGAACCUGUUUAUAGAUUGAAGUAUAGGAAAUAAACACUGUCGUCAUCGAUUAACUUUGACUGUUAUUCUUGUAAUCAGAGAAAAAAAAUCCAUAGAGCCUUGGUUAUUGGACAAGGCCUAUCACACUUUUGUGAGCAACUAAAAGAACUGCUUCAGAAAAGAAAUGUUGCGGUAAGUUAUAUUAAAGCGUGCGCCCUAGUGUUUAUUGGAAGACGAUGGCUCUUGGUCGACUUUCAUCAGUUAGGUUAAGAUCGUCUGAUAGUUUAGACGUCGAACUUAGGACGCGUCGAACCAAUCAACUGAAUCAGACCUACAAGAAAUUUUAGCCGGCCAGCGGGUGUUUCUCCCGAACGAGGCUAAAUUUUCCUUAUCGUCUGAAGCAGCCGAGACGGAUAGAACGUCUGAAGAUCGUCUCCGGGACAAACGUCGAUCUUCACAUGUGACGAACUAAACUAACAAAUUAAUCAUUUGUAUGAUGAUGUAUAUUUAUUUCGCACGUUAGGCGACCUUUCAUUCCGAUCUGUCAGCGGAAAAACAAGAUUCCUUCGAAACAUCAGCGGAGCAGUUGGUAAGCACAUCCCUGUAAUCCCUGUACUAUUGACAUCUAGUGAGGGGGCUAAAUAAAUGAGAAUACAAUUGAAUACAAUGACAAUACAGUUAUAUUGUAGAAAGGCAACGCAGUGAUUACUUCACGUAGCUCAUAUACAUGAGGGACUUUAAGAUCCAAAGACGCGAAGGCAACGAGAACGUCGCCUAAAAAGUGAAUUUGCGUUCUUUCAGUCUUAAUCGCAAUUAUUCCUACCCAAUACUUUGUCAAAUGUAGGCGGAUCCUCCUGGAGUUGAAUUCCAAUGGACCAUUUCCAAGUUCAGAAAGAGAAAUAAAAUUUGGUCGUUGCUUGUUGACAUAAUCCAUAAAACGCGAAAUUAGGCAAUUUCACGUCGUAGUCGGGCAAAAACGGCAAAGAAAUGUACCAAUAAGUGUGAUGCACGUGCAAAGUUGUUGUUUUGCUUAUAUAACCUAUUGUUUUAUUACGUUCUCGUUUCCGUCCGCGUCGUUGGAUCUUAAAGUACCUAUUGCUAUGCAAAACAUACUUGUGACAGUAUGUCAAUCGUCGCUCUGAUCUCAAGGCAAAACAAAGAAAGACAGGAAAAAAAUGAAAACAAGAAUUCAUAGGAACGUGGAAUUAGUGGCACUGGAAAGAUAAUAAUGAUUCUUGAAUUGUCUUGGAAGAUAUCCGAGGCUAGCCACGACAGUGUAUCUGUUGUUUUUGCUCUCGAUGAUAAAACGUCCUCCACGGUAAGGUACCUUAUGAUACGUUUCUCAUCUGUUUUUAGUGUUCAUAUUGCCAUUCAGUCUCAUCUGCCAUUUUUUUUUUAAAUAUAGUGACCCUGUUAACGGGAGAAUGUUUUUUAGCAUGGGCGCAUCUGUAGGCGGAAAACGCUACUGUCGGGUGGACGCUAAUACUAGGCGGAAAUCCCUCACUUCUACUGUAUGGGAACUUUGCUUUAAGACAGGAACACCAUGUAUUGGACACUACUGUAAGGUAGCCUUGUUAAGUGGACACCCAUCAAGGUCGAGCAGACAGCCCCUUAAUGUGGAUACACUGUAAGAUAUAUAGACACCACUCUAAUCCGAGGUACCCCUCCAGCAAAGGCUCUUCUGUGAGUCGACACCCUUGUAGGCUGGUUGCCUCCGUGAGCCAUUGUAAGGUGUACAGCACUGUUAGCGGACGGACAAAGAAACAACGACGGCGACGGCUAGGAAAACCUGACUUAAGAAGUGAAUUCGCGCUGCCUCAAACUUAAUCGCGCUCAUUCCAUCUCGUUUAAUUCGUCAAAUGUUAGCAAUUUUUUUUUUUGAAUUUAAUCCUAUAUAUCUAAAGGACUGCAUCAAAGUUCAGGAAAAGAACAGCAAAGUUGUUGUCUCCUGUUCCCGUCCUCGACAAAACGUGAAAUUACUACAGGCAGUUUCACGUUGUAGUCGUGCAACGAUGGCAGAGAAAUGUACAAAAAAGCGUGAUGCACGUGCAGAGUUGUUGUUUUGCCAAUUUAAACCUAUUACGUUAUUGCCGGUGUCGUUGCGGUUGGUGUCGUCAUUGCUUAAGCUCCAUAACCGUUCGAAAAUGUGUGAAGUUUUAUAAUUGGUUUCGGCUUGAUUUAAUCAUUUACCACUUGCACAACAUGUGUUGGGAGGAGCCAUGUGUUGAGAGGACAUAUUAUUGAGGGAAAAACGCAAAAUAAUUGUGAAGCAGAAAACGCAAAAUAAUUGUAAAGCAGACACAUCUACUCUUCUCUAUGAAAGGCCUAACCUUAGUGGCUGUCUUUUACUAACCAUGAACUAUGAUGCUUUUCUUUGCUUCAGGUUUGCGUACCAACAUUUGUGAUGCAGUUUACACAAGAAAUCUCACGAAAAUGCAAUCGUUGUCAUGCGAAAGAUCUUAGGUUGAUAAUUGUUAGAUUUUCAAACUGCAGAAAGAACUUCACUGAAUUCAAGGUUGGUUAAGGUGUCAUUAGAAUCCCGGGCCCUAUGUAGUGAUGGUCACCCUCGAUAUGUAAUCAGUUAAAAUUUGCUUACCUGGACGAGACGUGCAUUUAGUUUAACUGAUAACAAAAGUUGUCUGUUAUAAGUCGAGAAAACUAGGGUAUUAUUUAUUUAUAUAUAUAUUUAUUUAUUUAUUCUCACGCAUUUUCAAAUUACAGUUCCACCCAGAAAAGGCAAAAGCUAAUCAAGGCCGGCGGAGAUUCCUUAUUAUUUGUUAAUAUUACUUUACUCAAGCCAAUUCACAGAGUCGCCUACUUUACCAUUGUGUAGCUUAGUGCAGCAUCAAUAGUAUGCAUGCAUCCCAAACUAUAUGGAUCCUCGUUUAUGAUUUGCUCGCCGGUACGAAUCUCUGUCAAGCUACAAUUCAUAGGCAUUGCCUUGGGGUUCGGAAAAUGCCAUGUGGUAUCGGCUUUCCAAUCUUGUCUGUGUUUGUUUACUUAUAAACUCAUCUUUUUUCUAGUUAACUAAAGUUGAACAAGUUUUUCUCUUUGUUUUACGAAACAUUUAUUUUUUGGUCACUCGACAGCUUGCUAUAGAGGAAAUGAAGUCACGUGUUCAUGAACAGGGUGUUAUUUGUUUUGGUGUAUUUGUCAGCCUAGGCCUCAAUAAUCAAAAGGUACAGUACAUUAUUCAUUUUACCUCUUCGUAGCGAACUUCACAGGAAUAUUUAAAAAAAUUGCAUAGUCUAACAACUUUCUAUGUUGUCGUUUCUAACUGGUGUGAAAAUUUGUUGCAGAAUUACAGGCCCUAAGAGAGUGUUACUACAUUUAUUUAAACUAAAACCAACAAAACCUAACGGUGACUUGCCAAUCCCCAGUGCCCACUGCUACGUAGAGUUCAAAAGGGCUCUAUGUUAAUUCAAGGCUUAUUCUGGACGUUACUCUGCGAGCAGAUGUUUGUCUCUGGUGCAUGGCUUUUACGCCCCAGGACGUAAACAAGUCAACUACGCGAACGACUUUGUUUACAACAGUUAGCUUUCGUGUUUGGUGGGGUUGAAUCCCAUGUUAUAACCACUAAAGGAUAUCUUGUAUUUCAACAGGAAAAUCCUGACAAUUCAAAGCUGGCGGAAAAGGCAGCCGAAUUGACAAUCGGAACCUUGCUGGAUGUGCCCCCAAUAUUUAAUGGACAGACAUUCGACGCAAUAACGUGA